GAUGGAGGAAUGGUGGAAGGCCUUGGAGGAUGAAUUCAACCUGGAGCUCCGAGCCCUCUUUCAGUUCGAGAACCCUAAGAUGAAGAAGCUCCUACAGAAGCUGUUUAAAUCAUCCGUCCACGAGGAAGCAGAAAGCUUGGUGACCCAAGAUGACUUCCUGCUGGCUUGCAGGAUGGCGUCUCGGGAUGAGCUCAUGUGGCAUCUCGUCUACAUGAUUGCCGGCCACGAAAUGGACAGCGCGGAUGACAGGUCAACCUGUGGAGAAGAUCCUAUUGCAGCAAUUGUCAACUGGAACA
This is a messenger RNA of Symbiodinium pilosum, 296 nucleotides long. NCBI's taxonomy places the organism in Eukaryota, Dinophyceae, Suessiales, Symbiodiniaceae. The record is from the annotation of a GenBank genome assembly.